This is a messenger RNA of Plasmodium berghei ANKA, 1734 nucleotides long. Its product is annotated as protein phosphatase PPM8. The transcript has a single exon. The record is from RefSeq and is a predicted model, not a curated record. Gene Ontology annotation, molecular function: protein serine/threonine phosphatase activity. Bases 1 to 1734 code for a protein of 577 amino acids. Lineage: Eukaryota; Apicomplexa; Aconoidasida; Haemosporida; Plasmodiidae. Gene Ontology annotation, biological process: protein dephosphorylation.
AUGGGGGGAUUAUGCCACGAAUUACGAUUGUGGAAAAGGAUUUCAUCGAAGAGCGUACUAUUAUGUUUGGCGAUUUUGAUCAUAUCAAUAUUGGUCGAUAACAAUAAUGUUUUAUGCCAAGAAAAGAAAACGAAAAAAACAAUAACAAAAUCCUCCAAAAUGGAUCAAAUAGGCAAAUAUAAGCCUAUUAAAUAUACCAGCACAGGUAUUAUUUAUGACGAUUUGUUUGCGCCUUAUGCUAAAGAUGAAAAUAUGAUGGAUAAUAGUUUUACUAAUCAUCUCAUUUAUCCCAAUGUCAUCAUCGAUAAUCAUGAAGACUACAAAGAAUACAUUAAAAAACAAUACAUGACAUGUGGGUCUAGUUCUUUGAUAUUUGAAGAAGUAGAUGAUUUAAACUCUCCAUUUCUCCGUAAAAAUGAUUCAAACAUUUAUAUGACUCAAUGGGCAGCUAACAAUCCUAUAGAAGAUAGAUGCUAUGUAAGUGUUAUAGAUUUGAAUGAAAUAGAAUUAAAACCUUUAAAAGGCACAUACACACCUAAGAAAUCACUUCAGGCAUUAUUUAUAAAAGAUUUUGAUGAGCUUGCAACAAACAAGAUGGACAAUUUUAUAAAAUUUUAUAAAGAACAUGUGGAAACUAAUAAAGUAAUGACCCCCUUACCUAGCCAUUAUACACUUGAUGAUGAUAUUGAUAUUUUUUAUGAUGAUAAUAUGCAUGAACCAUUGUCAAGUCAUAAAUCAAGUUCUAGCAUUGAUGCGGGAAAAGAUGCUGAAGAUAUAUAUGGACUUAAAGAUAACCAAUUUAUAUUUUCUUCUGUUAUGGAUGGGCAUGGUGGUUCAACGAUAGCUGAUUUAUUAAAAAGAUGGUUACCUGUUUACGUUAAAAAAAAUUUAAUGGAGAAAAUAAUAAAUGGCAAAUUAAAACCCCGUGAUAUUAUAUCAAGUAUAGAAAAUGCACAUGUAGAAUUAGAUCAAGAUCUUCUAGAAUUAAAUUUAGACUUUAAUGAAGAACGUAUUAAUUAUAAUGCAAGUGGAUCAUGUGCAUUAAGUGUUUUAAUGGAUAAACAUAGUUACUAUGUAAGUAAUGUUGGUGAUUCAAGAUCCAUUCUAUUAAGAUCAGAUAGUUUUGUUGUACUAAAUAAUACUCAUAAUAUUUCUGAAGCUGAGGAAAAAGAAAAAUUGAUAAAAGAACAUCCUGAAGAUAAAAAAUUAAUUUUAGCGAAAGUUACUAAGAAUACUGUUUUUCCUGAAGUAAAUCAAGCUAUAAUGCCCAAUAGUGAAAGAUGUGGCCCAUUAGGAUUAUUUAGACCAGUGCGCAAACAACCCACAUAUAUAAAAGGUUUAUUACAAUGUACAAGAUCUUUUGGUGAUUUUUUCUUAAAAGAUAAGCGAUUUGCUACUAAAUAUAUAAAAAAAGGAAGUAAUUUCCAAGAACCAUUUACAUUUCCUUAUAUAACUAGUCGCCCAGAAGUUCAUGCAAUCAGAAGAACAAAAGCCGAUAGGUAUCUAGUCCUAGUAUCAGAUGGUGUCUCAAAUGAUUUAAAUGACUUUAACAUAUAUGAAAUUGUUAAUAAUUUUGGAUUUUCUAUUCAAGAAGCUGCAAAAAUUUUAAUUGGUGCUUCUAUCGAAAAUCACUCCUCUUAUGCAGCAUUUGACCGAAUUAUGCUUGCUAGUAUCGAACCCAAUAAAAGAAUGUAUCAUGAUGAUUCAACUGUAGUAAUUCUUAAACUAUUUUAA